This is a messenger RNA of Gongylonema pulchrum, 258 nucleotides long. The record is from the annotation of a GenBank genome assembly. NCBI's taxonomy places the organism in Eukaryota, Metazoa, Nematoda, Chromadorea, Rhabditida, Gongylonematidae.
AUGGAAAAAUCAAAGAAGUUACCUGCAACACGAUACACACGUAACAGUAGUCUCAGAAUGAUUAGGUUUUUAAAUUUGGCGGAAACUCGUGAUUUGCCGUGUGGGUUCAGGCUAGUGAGAACUGCAAUGGGAUUUAUACUAGCAGGAAGUGGCCCUCUGUCAAUAUUUGAAAGAAACGGAAAUGAGAGUAAUCACGUCGACACUGUUAUAGUAGGAAUAACUAGAAAAUGGGAAAAGCGUGACAAAGAAGAUUGCUAG